Triticum aestivum (bread wheat) is the source of this 1909-nucleotide messenger RNA. RefSeq lists its product as uncharacterized. NCBI's taxonomy places the organism in Eukaryota, Viridiplantae, Streptophyta, Magnoliopsida, Poales, Poaceae. The record is from RefSeq and is a predicted model, not a curated record. The transcript has 3 exons. The coding region runs from base 555 to 1742 and encodes 395 amino acids.
CGGUUUGGAUCUCUCUCCGCCUCCUUUCCUCUUCGCCGCCGAGUGUACGGGAGACGAGGCGAAGCCGCCACCGCCGCGUGGUGUAUAAAUACCCACCGAGCAGAACACGGCGGCGAUCGAGGCGAGUACCAGAGCAAAGAUCGCGGAGAGGAGAUGGCGAUGGAGGGAGGCGAAUCGAGCUCCACUCCCGAGCAGCAGCAGAUCGAGGUCCUGUGCGUGGAGAUGGAGGAGCUGGCGUCUUUCCUGAGGGCCAAGAUCGAACCAGCAGCAGCCGCGCUCCGCCGCCGCAGCAGCAACGAGCCGGCGGCGGCGCCGGGGACGGACAUCUCGGAUCGCAUCUCGGAGGCGCGGUACGCCGUAUCCAAGGUCAGAUCGGGGAUGGCCACGCUCCUGCGGGGACCAGCAGCUGCAUGCGAGUUCGUUCCGAACCCCGCUGGCGCUGACCAUCAACCGGAGGAGGGGGAGGAGGAGGACAUGACCCCCGAGACGACCAAGUAUUAAAGGAUGCUCGAGAGCGAGGUCGAGCUGGAGGAGAACGGGUGGAGGACAUAGCGAUGUAUGCCCGGUUCUGCAAGGAGCUGCUAGAGAUGGAGUACGGCCUUCGAGAGCUCCGGGAGCAGAAUGAGAGGGACGACAUUAAAAGGCAGCGCGAAGUGGACGCCACCAUCCGCUUGUCGCGUCGGGGCCAACAGGAAGAGGAGGAUGAAGAGGAAGCUGAGGAGGAGGAGGAAGAGGAAGAGGAUGAAGACCUCACGGAAUCAGCCGAGGAGAUGGCCAUGGAGAUGGAGGCGGAGGAGAAGUUGUUUGCUUUGGAACGUAAAGGCUGGGAGUCUGCAUGGGGAGACGAAAACGACUUCGAAGACGCGACCGUGCUGAGUCCUAUGCACUUUACAUACUGCACGCCAGGAUUGAUCCCAUAUGCUGCUAGGACCGCGAGCACCCUGCAGAUCUACUCCGUCAAGAUUAUCGGAGCAGGUAGGAAGUUGGAGUGGCCACUCAAUGUGUAUGGGGUCGUCGCUGCCCGAGACGCCGUGGACUACAACCACAACAUCCUCUUCUCUCGGUGGGGGGACGACUGCCAAAAACUCACUCCAGAGGAUCCAUUUUUGUGCUUGACUGGUCCGUCCCGUGCGAUUGUGGCCAUGGAAUGUGCCGAUUUGGAAGUCCAGCUGAAAGUAAAGGGUGAAACAAGGUCUAGUGAUAGAGCAUUGAUCACCCGUCGGUCCACUUACUCCGGUGGUUACCAUCAAGGUUUAGAGACCAUGCUCUUCAGCAACUGCUUUUGCACGGUAGAGUUAAGCUUAGAGCGGCUUACGGAAACUGUCCAGGCUACUAUCUUGAGUGUCCGUGUUGACGAAGAGGGGCCAUGGCCUUUUGAACAUGGCGGACGGAUUAUGUGCUCCUCACCACCACACGAAGUUAAGGACCCCCUAUCCAAGCAAGUUGUUCUGGUUGAUUCUCAUAGUUGUGAAGGUGGAGAAAUGCCAAUGGGCACAGCCAGUUACAUUGAUCUGUCAAGGCGUGUUGUUUCUGUAAAAUUGGAAGACAGCCUGCAAUUUGCCAUACAAGCCUACUCGCAGUCUGGCGCUAUUGCUAGACAAAGUAGUGUCACGUUCAGGACCAAAUAUUGCAACGUUAGCCGAGGUAUAUGCAAGAUUGGUGACUCGGUGGUGGAGAUUACUAUUGCUUGGUCCCAUAUUGUUAGGCGCAAGAGAGGAAUCCACUUAGCAGGUCAUGUUUGAUGCUUCCUGUAUUGUGUUGAUGUUUUUUUUUUCGAAAGGGUAUUGCGUUGAUGUUAUGGACUAUGAUACCCUUUACCAAGUUGUAUCUGUUUUUGCCUCACAUGUGGUUUACGAAGCUGCGGAAACUUCUUUUUUGUAGUAGUAGUAUCGAUUAGCUAAAUGACCAA